AUGAAAGCCAAUUUUAGGGACAUGAUACAACCCGCUAAAAAUGACUAUAUCAACGGUUUUUCAGGUUCGGAUGUUCGCGGAAAUGAGAAGCGUAACGAUUUCUUAAGAGAUAUUAUGCACUUUGGCAAGCGACCAGCUGGUGACUUCGGCAGUUAUCCCGCAGUCAGCCACGUUUUACUUUUGAGAAUACUGUUUUUCACAGGAUUUGAAAGAGAGAUUAUGUCAUUUGGCAAGCGAUCAGAUGGAUUCGAUAGAGAAAUGAUGAGCUUUGGGAAAAGAUUUGAUCAUCGAAUCUCGCCGAUCGAUGGACGUCAAUUCUCGGAUUUCAACCGGGACAUGUUGGCGUUCGGUAAACGGGAUGACUUCGAGCGUUCGAUCAUGUCCUUCGGACGAAGAAGAAGGUAG
Molecule: messenger RNA, 405 nt
Organism: Angiostrongylus costaricensis
Lineage: Eukaryota; Metazoa; Nematoda; Chromadorea; Rhabditida; Metastrongylidae
Source: the annotation of a GenBank genome assembly